GAAAUCCAACUGCCAAAGUGUUUUGCAACCGCCGCUACUGGUGUGACCAAUACAUGAAAAUGAUGUCCGUUGAUAUUCGGAACGGUUCUUUUCAUAUUAUUUGAUUCAUUGAGAAAAAUCCACGUCACUCUUCUGUUCUCUUCCCCAAUCCCAUGAACAAACAGAUUCACCCAAAAAAAAACCAUCGGGAGAGAGAGAGAGAGAUCCGAGAAAGUGGGUGGGCCUGUCAGAAUCCGACGUGGGGCAAAAUUGCAAGUUCCGUGCUUUCUCGGAGAGCGAAGAACGAAAAGACCUAAUCAAUGGCUCCGCAUCGAUGAAGUCAAAGCGAGGAAAUUGAAUCCUCUUCAGAUUGAGCGUUCAUAAAUACAUAGCUUCCCUCUGUUGGAACAUUACCCACAAAUACGGAAAGCCAUUCUGGGUUUUUGAUCGAAUUGGGUUUUCUGCGCAAUACAAGAUGGAUCCACGAAGUCCCAGACAAGGUCACGUCAUUGAGGUUAGCAUCGAAAAUCAUGGCGGAGAGAGGACAUACAGAGGAAACACAAUAAUAUGUGGUGAAGCACCAUGUGGGUUUUCAGACAGUAGCGCUUCUUCCAGAGAUGCCGAGGAAAGAACCGCUUCCAUGCGCAAGCUCUGUAUAGCGGUGGUAUUAUGUCUCAUAUUCAUGAGCCUUGAAGUGGCUGGUGGCAUUAAAGCCAAUAGUUUGGCAAUUUUAACCGAUGCAGCUCAUUUGCUUUCUGAUGUUGCUUCCUUUGCAAUCUCCUUGUUCUCUCUUUGGGCUGCUGGCUGGGAAGCCACUCCACGUCAGAGUUACGGGUUCUUCAGGAUCGAGAUUUUGGGUGCACUCGUUUCGAUACAGCUCAUAUGGCUGCUCACUGGCAUUCUGGUUUAUGAAGCCAUUGUUAGACUCGUUAACGAGACACAACCUGUUGAUGGCUUUCUUAUGUUUCUGGUUGCUGCUUUUGGUCUGGUGGUAAACAUCAUAAUGGCUGUUCUGCUUGGACAUGACCAUAGCCAUGGCCAUGAACAUCACAAUCACAGUAGCGACCACGGGCAUGGAGUGAUGGUUAGCACCCACCACCAUCAUCAUCAUGAUCAUGAAGAGCAUGGCAAAGAAGGUGAACACGAUCACGAUGGUCAUGGGGAUCAUACCGAGCCAUUGUUGGGUAAGUCGAAACAUGGGCUUGAAGAGAAGGAUAAGAAGAAGAGGAACAUCAAUAUCCAAGGGGCUUAUCUUCAUGUCCUGGGGGAUUCCAUCCAGAGCGUUGGGGUAAUGAUCGGAGGGGCAAUCAUCUGGUAUAAUCCGGAAUGGAGAAUAGUUGACUUGAUCUGCACUCUAGUCUUUUCGGUUAUCGUCUUGGGAACAACUAUCAACAUGCUCCGAAGCAUACUCGAGGUUCUGAUGGAGAGCACACCCAGAGAGGUCGACGCUACGAAGCUCGAAAGGGGUUUGCUUGAAAUGGAAGAAGUGGUAGCCGUUCAUGAGCUACACAUCUGGGCUAUCACAGUAGGCAAAGUUCUGUUGGCCUGCCACGUCAAAAUCAGUCCAGAAGCAGAUGCCGACAUGGUUCUGAACAAAGUGAUCGACUACAUCCGGACAGAGUACAACAUCAGUCAUGUUACAAUACAAAUUGAGCGCUAAACAAAAGCGGAGUUUGGUUUCUGUAGCGCUCUCAUGCAAUAAAAACAUAAGCUUGAUCGAUUUCUACUCCCUCCUGUCAGCGCUUCUGUUAAAAUCUUAUUCUGUGUUUUGACAUGUAAUUUGUAAGCCGAAUGCUUCUUACUACGGAUCCUAUCCACU
Messenger RNA from Tarenaya hassleriana, 1798 nucleotides. Its product is annotated as metal tolerance protein 1-like. NCBI's taxonomy places the organism in Eukaryota, Viridiplantae, Streptophyta, Magnoliopsida, Brassicales, Cleomaceae. Gene Ontology annotation, molecular function: zinc ion transmembrane transporter activity. The record is from RefSeq and is a predicted model, not a curated record. The transcript has 3 exons. Gene Ontology annotation, cellular component: vacuole; plasma membrane. The coding region runs from base 455 to 1639 and encodes 394 amino acids. Gene Ontology annotation, biological process: zinc ion transmembrane transport.